GGCAGUGUGGAAGUGAUGUCUUAUAUCAAAGUUCUUGCUCUUUGUCGUCCCUGAAAUGGUAACGAGAAGAUCAAUAUGCCUAUUACUCUUCCAUUAAUUUCUGAGCUACAAUUAAAAUCAAGAAAAGACAAAAUACUAAAGCCUUCAAUCUGUCUUAAGUGUGGGAGUCAGAUCUCACAUAUACCUUACCGCUACAACGGGCAGGUCUUCCACGCUCGCUGUCUUCUAUGCAAUGCUUGUGGAAAGAGAUUGAUUGGUAAACCUUUUAUUACUCUCAACAGACAAAUAUUUUGUGGAGACAAGUGUCAAGACUCUUUCCUUAAGGGGAAAUCACCUAAACCUUCAUCGGAUCCACCUUAUCCAGAGCCUAGUCUUAGUGAAGGUGAGUUCCCCACAGUGUCUAUAGAGGACGUCCGAUUAGACAAGACCAGUACUAACAAUAUGCCUGGUAGUUCCUCCCCAUCAAUGCAUAGCUACAGAUCAAGUUCCUCUCGCUCCGACUAUCAACAUCCCCAGCCCCCUCACCCUUCUUACCCUCCUCCCUCUCGUCUCACCGAUUACCCUGUAGCUUCCUCUCCUCUAGUGACUCGUUCCUACACGUCAAACGACUCUCUCUCGACGCUAAGCGAGAGCAGCUUCACGUCCGAUAGCUCCUCGUAUACUUACGAGCCUCACAGGAAGCCAAAGAAGAAGAUACUCAAGAACUCUAACGCUCCGAGAAAACAUCACAAGAACAGAGUCCGCUGGGGCUUGAACAACCUCCACCAGUACCAGUCUCACUCUGACAGAGAGUACAGCGACGAGACUGAUACUCUCUCUCUUGAGUCCUCAACCUCUUCAUUCUCUAGCUACCUACCCAGUACUACCCACAUGUACCCUCCCCCUCCGAGAGGAGAGAGCACUGCUCAAGGUUGGAGGGACUAUGAGCAGCGAGUUUCUCCUUCUAAUAGUACCGGGUUGGUUCCUGGUUACCCCAGGGGGCUCUCUCAGAGCCAGACCUCAUUGAAUCCUCCUUAUCACAGCCAGUAUAGGUCCCUCUAUCGCUCUUACUCUAGUGAUAUACCCUCUCCUACUCACUCCUCAUCCGAUGGAUGGAGACGAUAUGAUUCCGCUCAAAUGCUCCAUAAUCAUUCUCACAUGACGCCUGUUAGUUACCAUGGUUACCCGGCACAUGGCCCCGCCCCUCCUCCAGUGUUUUAUCUUGACGAGUCCAGCAUCCCUGACUUUGAUGAUGAGAGAAGACGGAGACAACAUAUUUACAAGAUACCUCCUAGACUCAGCGGCUCUGGAAGUAUCCUACAAACUCUUUCUGAAGAUGACAAGAAUGAUUAUGAUCACCUAACCACUCCUCCUCCUCCUCCUCCUCCUCGGAAAACAGCACAAGAGAGACUCUCUCCCAGCACACCUGACAGUCAGUGGUACACCAGUGAGGACAUUGAGGAGGCGCUACAGCUCAUUAACGAGUCAGGGACUGGGAGCCAGUCUGAAGACGAGACCACACCAUCCAGACAGUCUCCUCUAAUAGACACAAAAGCAAGGAGUCCCUCACCACCGCCUCCUCCAAAGAGAGCAUCAAGUUUAUCUGCUAUUCCGUAUAAUGUUAAUCAUGUUGAUCCUACCCUGCCUGGUCCUAUAGCCAGUGCUACCAGUAUAAAUUCUGAUCCUUCUCUGUCUCUUUCUUCAUCUCCUCCUGCCUCCAGAAAGGAUAGUAUCAUUUUGUCUCCCCCGCCAGAGUUUGCUAGCGAAGAGACCAAGCCUCGUUACUCUAUAGCAUCAGAGAAUCUGUCGUUGAGCAGUCCAUCGAUGGAGACACUUAAGAGUUACCCGUACACUGACUCACCCUCUUCCCUUGAUGAUGGACUGACUCCUGAGGUACACCCAGAGAUGAUGGCUCCCCCUCAAUCUUCUCUUAAAGAACUCGGGACAUCUUGGGGCUCUCCACUGAAGCUGAAGGAUAGGAUCGUAGAGGGAGCUGAGGAUCCUCACAGGACUAUUAGUCCUCCAUUGAUGCAACCUCAGGCUUCUAAUAUCACUGAGACCAAUAGCAGCAUUAAGACAUCAGUGUCAGAUUAUAAUACUGCUAGCUCCAUUGGUUAUCAAUUAUCAACAGUCCAACAGCAAAUGAGUCAAUUAUUGUCUCCGGAUUCUGUCAAUAGUUCUAAUGAAAGUUCUUCAAUGCGUCGAGUUAGAACUUCACCACAGGACCUCACAUCUAGUAAUGCUAACAGAUCUCCUACUAUUGGUGGGAGUGGUUCUAGUCCUAGUCCUGAUGUUCCUGGAGCUAUCAAACUCACUAAAGAGGAAGAGGCAACAGUUCAGUGGCUGAAGCAGCCAAGGACUCUGAAGCCGGUUAAAGUUGAUACUGAUAGAGAGAUUGAGCAAAUGUUGGCCGGUCUUGGAAAAUCUGGGAAGCAUCGUCACACAAGUCGCUCUGCAUCUAAUCUAUCACUAUCAUCAACCACAAGACAGAAAUACUUUGGGACGUGCUCUGUAUGUCAAAAAGCAAUCGAAAAUUCUCAGAGUUUGUUUAGUUUUGCUAGCCGAAUGUACCACACAAAAUGCUUCUGCUGUGCUCAAUGUGGUUGUCCAUUGCGUGGUAAGCAGAUAUACACUGUAAGAGGAAUGCUAGUUUGUUCUGAUGAUUAUAAAAAUAUGACAACUAGUCCUUCAGCACAUCAUUCACUACCAGCAGUGGCUCUUAUGAAAGAUACAAGAGAUCCUGUUCUCUUUCAAAGGAUAAUACAGCACUCACCCUCCGCUGUGUCCCGGGCUGAUCAUGUCCCUGAUUGCAUGAUCAAUGGGGAGAUUAAUAAUAUACACAACUCAGCCACUAUGGUCUAAUCUUUCUUUUGUAAUUAUUAUUAUUAUCAUUAUUAUUAUUACUGAUUAUUUUAAAUCUCUCUCUUUUCUCUGUUGUGAUGUG
Messenger RNA from Amphimedon queenslandica, 2923 nucleotides. Its product is annotated as serine/arginine repetitive matrix protein 1-like. The transcript has 8 exons. The record is from RefSeq and is a predicted model, not a curated record. Bases 76 to 2841 code for a protein of 921 amino acids. NCBI's taxonomy places the organism in Eukaryota, Metazoa, Porifera, Demospongiae, Haplosclerida, Niphatidae.